CAACCUGAGCUUGGGUUCCCAAAUUCACAGAUCACUCAUUCACCCCUACCAAAGGUACAUAACUACGAAAUCUCUUAUAAUUAUGGAAAAUCAUAAAUGGAUAUUUUCGUCCUAUUUUCCGUAAAUAUAAGCUUCUAGAUAUUCUUUCUUCUGUAAAUUACUAUUUACUACCUAGCUAAAAAUCUCCCUCUCUCCGGAAGGGAAGGAAAGGAACAGCUUGAAACCCAGGCUAAAAUGAUUGAACUCUCGGACAGUGAGAGUUCAUCAGAUGAAGAAUGUAACGUUCAGGUCAAGUCAGAAGUUGAUGAAUUCUGCGAGGGUUCAUCCUCAAUGGCGACGACAUCCAGGAGACUAAUUGAGAGAGGGCAGUCAAGUAGUCGUCACAGCCAAGAAACAGGAUAUCCGUUCGUUAAGUCAGAAAUUGGGGAAUUUGAUGAGGGUUUGCCAUCAGGCACAACAUCCAGGAGACCAGUUGAGGUGAAUCCUCCAACCUCAUCUCAGAGGCAUAAUUUGAGGCAAUACUUUAUAGGGAUGGGGUUCUCACCAGCUCUUGUUGACAGAGUAUUAAGGGAAAAUGAUGAAGACAAUGUCGAGUUGUUAUUGGAAAGUCUUUUCGAGUAUUCUGCUCCCCAAAAUGUGAAGUCUGAACCCGCAGGUUCUUCUGACAGAAUAUCGAGUCCCAUUACUGAUGACAGCGAUUUUUCCCUUGACGGUGCUGAAAUGGAGGAACUUGAGGUGAAAUCUGAAUUUAUUGAGGAUACAAGAGCUUAUUUGUUAACUAUGAAUUUCUCGGUAAAAGAAAUUGACUCCGCUAUAGAAAGGCUCGGUGAACAUGCUCCUGUUAAUGAGCUUGUGGAUUACAUUGUUGCAACUCAAAUAGCUGAGGGCGCAGCAAAGAAUGAGGAAGCUACUACUGCAUCCUUAUUUGCGACUAUGGAUCGGACGCUUCUUUUGCUUGAAAUGGGGUUCACUGAAGAAGAAAUAUCUUUUGCUCUUGAAAAAUAUGGUGGAGAUAUUUCAGUUCAGGAGCUGGCUGCUUCGAUAGUUGCAAAGCAAAAUGGUGAUACCUGGGUUGUAAAAACAGAGGAAGAAUCAACCUCCGAUGUUAUGCACCAUUCACACAGUGAAAAUGGUUGGCGGCCAUUUGAAAGUUCCACUAAUCAUCAUGAGGAUAGUGUGAGUCAUUCACAGACUGGGAAUGGUUGGACUACCAUAGAAAGUCUAUCAAGGGAAACUAUCAGACGUCCAUAUGAAAGUCUUACAAAUCACCAUGAUGAUAGUAGGAGUCGUUCACAGACUGGGAAUGGUUGGACUACUGUAGAAAGUCUAUCAAAGGAAAGCAUCAGACGCCGAGCUGUUGAAACAUCUAUGUCUCAGAAUUAUGCUUCAAGUUCAAGUUUUAAUCCAUAUGAAGAAUACACAGACUCGAAGGAAAGUGUCAAAGGCAAAAGACCAAAAAUUGAAUCCCCUGAACCCAUGUCAAUAUCAGAAUCUUUUGACGACUACAAAGUUCCUAUCAGUUCUCACAGUACCGUUCCUUCACGUCGUCUUCUUGAAUCUGUUGCUAAACCCCCUUAUUUCUUCUAUGGGAACGUUUUGGCCAUCUCCAACAGUACUUGGGUCCGAAUAACACAAUUUCUGUAUGGUGUUGCUCAGGAAUUUGUGAAUACUGAAUUCUUUUCUGCAUUGAGUAGGAAGGAAGGUUAUGUGCAUAACCUUCCGACAGAAAAUAGAUCUCAUAUCCUUCCGAAGACGGCGAUGACAAUUGAAGGUGUGAUGGCUCAUACAAAGCCAUGGUGGCCAUCAUGGGACACACGAAAACAUUUAUCAUGGAUUAAUCCUGAGGCCACAGGCAUCUAUCAGUUGUGUGAGAGAUUAGGGAGGAUAUUAGCUGAUACACGAGGGGUUCCUUUGAAGAUUCAACAGUCAGAAAUCAUUCAUCACUGCAAGACCCUAAAUCUUGUUUGGACGGGAAAAAACAAAUUAAGUCCUAUAGAUCCUGAAUACAUUGAGCAAAUAUUGGGGUAUCCAGCAAACCAUACUGAUAUAGUGAGGUAUGAUCUGGCAGAAAGACUUAAAUUACUUAAGUACAGUUUUCAAACAGACACACUCGGGUAUCAUCUCUCAGCUUUGAAGAGAAUUUAUCCACAUGGGUUGAAUAUGUUGUCUGUAUACAGCGGCAUUGGUGGGGUUGAAGUUGCGUUACACCGUCUUGGAGUGCGUCUAAAAUGUGUUGUUUCCGUUGAAGACUCUGAAACUAAUCGAAGGAUUCUCAAGAGGUGGUGGGAUAAUACUAGACAAACUGGAAAACUAGUGCAGAUCGAAGGCAUUGGAAAAAUGACAAGUAGCAGAAUCGAGUGUCUGACAAAAGAAUAUGGUGGUUUUGACUUUGUAGUUUGUCAAAACCCAUGUGCUCUCAUGUCUGGAAGCUCAAAUGGUGCAGUGGAUGCAGAUCUCGACACCAACAUGUUUUUUGAAUUUGUUCGUGUUUUACAAAGAGUAAGGGGAUCUGCAGGAAGUAACAGAUGAGGAAAAAAGUUCCCUUCCUUAAGAUACUACCACUCACCUCUGUUGCUGUAAAAUCAGAAGUACCCUCCCAACAAGGCAUUCUAAAUCAUCAGAGUUGGGGGAUGACAGGGUAAGAAUGCUAAAUUGUAAUCUCGUCAGGUAGAACUGUAAAAUUGUAAAAUUGCAGUAUCGUCAAGUAGAACUGUGAAAUUGUAAAACUGUGACCAUGACUGGUUGGUAACGCUAAGCUGUAACACAGAUUUGGUUAGUCGCAGAAUGCACAGAGGAGUCAGUGUCGGGUCUGUAUGGUUGAGCAGAAUGCAUAAGCAAGACCCAACUAUUAUUGGAGGCUAAGAUGAUGCUGCACCAACCAACCAACUUAAACUUUGUUGGUAAGGGUGGUUACAAAUCAAGCCUUGAUCCAUUUGGAAUUUAACAUUACUGGGUAUAAAUUAAGGCUUUUCUUCAAAUUUUAUUAUUUAUUCACAAACUGAUUACUAAAUGGUCAGAAGUGGAAGGUGGGGUUUUCAGGUUAAACUUUUUCUCUGUAAAGCUUUAAAAUGAAAAAAAAAGAAGAAGAGUGAUAUCCAGAUCAAUUCAAUGCAGUUUCACUGCGCAAUGACCAAUUCAUCUUAAAAGUCGAUGAUGGUGUCAUUUCUAUUGCU
Messenger RNA from Papaver somniferum (opium poppy), 3173 nucleotides. RefSeq names its product probable inactive DNA (cytosine-5)-methyltransferase DRM3. NCBI's taxonomy places the organism in Eukaryota, Viridiplantae, Streptophyta, Magnoliopsida, Ranunculales, Papaveraceae. The transcript is spliced from 11 exons. The record is from RefSeq and is a predicted model, not a curated record. The coding region runs from base 235 to 2529 and encodes 764 amino acids. Gene Ontology annotation, cellular component: nucleus.